AUGGCGGGCGGAAACAGCCGCGGACAUUACAACAACAUGUCGUCGCACGAGUUCACCACUCCGCCAGAUGAGAUAGCACCCAUGCUCCCGGAGGAGGGCUUCCAGCAAUCUACAGUGAUAGCUGGUCUUAUGCCGGAUAGCUUUGGCGAAAUGUUCAACUUUCUUGACGGAGACAGCUUCGGGAUUGGACCCAUGCACGAAUUCGUAUAUGGUUGGCAAGCCAUAGUUAAUACUAUGAGUAUGAAAAAUAAUGUUGAAGUACGGAAACGAGCUGGGCUCCAGCGGUUCGCCUUGGCAGGAAUAAACGGAAUUACACUAGUGUCCCAUAUUGGUGCAACAGAAAUAAUGAUCAAUUCAACAAGGACGUACUGCUUCGGGGGCGUAUCACGACCGCCGGGCCGUAGAAGUGUCAUUUGCAAGGGAGCUAUGUACCAAGAAGCCCGUUUCACGUGUAAAAUGCCAUAUCUCCGAUAUCCAACAGUUCUGGGAUACAGAUACUGUAUUGAAAAAUAUGCUGCAGUCAAUUCACUAGAUGGGACAUAUAAGACUACUUAUUGCGCACGAGGCGAAUCAAUUCCCAAGUUCCACUACGACUAUAUUUGCGAAAGAAGAGAUAUUAAAAUCAAACAUGUUAAUCUUUCGGAUCCUAAUGAGAGAUUCAACAUUAGAAACCCAGUUGUGCGAAGAGCGGAGUAUUACAGAGCACCUUAUGAUAUACUUAAAGCUUGCCCAGAUUGGUACGGAUGCAAUCUACGGAUAGCUCCUGAAGUAUUGCAUCAAGAAUUACCUACUGCUUUGAUGGACGCUAAUGAGACUGCUUUUGUCGGGCACGGGGGAAAAUACUGGCUUUCACUUUAUUACACUCAGCUUUCCACGUACGCGAUUUAUUUCCAAGCACAUGGCGAAUAUCCUUGGCAGUCGAACAGACCAGUUGUAUCAAUUGACAAAGGUGGUAUAUGGGAACAAUUGCUUAAAGCUAAUAUCGGUCCGGAUAUGAAUCUACAUUACAACUUAAAUGGUAUUUACAACAGAUACCCAUCUUCCGCGGCUUUGCCUGAUCUAAUGAGAAAUGAAGGACAAGUACAGCCAUCUAACUUCAGGACUGACACUCGCGAUACAGGCUCUGAAGAUAUUGGUGUUGGUGGUCAGCACUUGUCAGCCGAUCCCAUGGGUGGAAUGGAACCUUCUGGCAGUUACAAAUUUACACACGAUUCUCAAAUUGCGGCGUCUUUUGAACAUGGGAAAAAUUACAGUUAA
Molecule: messenger RNA, 1257 nt
Organism: Pectinophora gossypiella (pink bollworm)
Lineage: Eukaryota; Metazoa; Arthropoda; Insecta; Lepidoptera; Gelechiidae
Exons: 10
Coding region: 1-1257 (418 amino acids)
Source: RefSeq, a predicted model, not a curated record